AUGCUGAAAAAGGAGAAAAGAACCUGUUUUCUGCUUGAAUUAAUUAAUAGGCAAAUGAAAAUUUUGUCGGAGCCUAGAGAUAACGUGCACAUAUUUCCACCGGAUGGGAAUCUUCACAAAUCCUCAUAUCGAAGAUUUGGUCCCGAAAAAGAAGUUACUGGAAUUUCAGAGACAUCUGCUAUGUUAUCGCAAAUUAAAUUAAAAGACGAAUAUAAGCCGAUUGCUUGUCCACGACGUAGUUUACUCACAAUGCAAUCGCUCGCUUCAGCAGAGAAAGAUUACGAAGAAAAAAUAUUAAAAUUGACAGAUCUUCUUUUGGAUCCCAUGGACGAUUGUAAGAUGAAUUAUCGUACCACUACGAGCAGUGAUUAUCGGUUGCCUUAUCCUCUGAAACCAAAACCACCACCAUCACCACCACUACCUGAGCCGUGGUUAUUAAAUCGUCGUACUAUUGGUUAUAAUCUUCAGGAUUUGGAAAAUCGUUGCGGAUAUCAUACAUUUUUAGAUGAUAAUAUGGAUCUUCAUCAAAGAAUAGCAGAAUUGAAAAUGCAAAGAAAGCAAUUGUAUGAAAUUUUAACAAAUAGUAAACAUCAACAAAAAUCUAUUAAUGAUUAA
Molecule: messenger RNA, 615 nt
Organism: Atta colombica
Lineage: Eukaryota; Metazoa; Arthropoda; Insecta; Hymenoptera; Formicidae
Exons: 3
Coding region: 1-615 (204 amino acids)
Cellular component (GO): plasma membrane
Source: RefSeq, a predicted model, not a curated record